AUGCGUGUGUCCUGCGUCCUAGUCGCUGCAGCUGCGAUCGCUGUUCUCACAAACAGUUGCGGCGCAGCCCCAACAUCCGCUCGCGCGCCCGAAGUUUCGACGGACACAGUGUCCGAUGUGCGUGUUUCUCCCGGUACGGAGCAACACGAUAGAAAGACGCUACUGCGCAGCGAGCUCGAGGAUGAAAACGAGGACAGCGAAGACGACGAAGACAACGAAGACAACAGAAAGAAAGAAGCCGCAGACGUGGAUGGAAAACUAUUGAAGUUUUUUAAUCGAUUGAGUGGUCGGGGCUACAACCCUGUCAAGCUUGGCAACACGAUUCCUGCCGAAGAGUACACGAAGCUCCGUAAGUUGUACCGAAACUGGUACUACCACUUUCGCACGACAUAA
Phytophthora infestans T30-4 is the source of this 393-nucleotide messenger RNA. RefSeq lists its product as uncharacterized. The record is from RefSeq and is a predicted model, not a curated record. The coding region runs from base 1 to 393 and encodes 130 amino acids. Lineage: Eukaryota; Oomycota; Peronosporomycetes; Peronosporales; Peronosporaceae. The transcript is spliced from 2 exons.